CCGCCAGAAGUCAAUGUGAUGAAUAUCAGCAGAGAGACCGACCCAGUUUCUCAGAGUGUUUAAGAUGGGUGGAGCUGGCUGGGACCCAAACUUAUACAGCUGCACUGCUGCUAAGGGACACGAUCAUCAUCAUCCUAUCCAUAAGUUUUUCAAGUGUAGGAACUGGUGAUUGGUCUGCGUUAAACCGUGUAAUGGAAAAUCGUGAGGAUGAAGCUGACCAGCAUCGCAACACAAUGCUGGGAGAGGGGAGCUCCAGAGGGGAUAGCACCCCUCCAUCCAAGCAUAAAGGCAGCAAGUUUUCUACCCUUGGAAAGAUCUUUAAGCCGUGGAGGUGGCGGAAGAAGAAAAGCAGCGAGAAAUUCAAGGAAACUUCUGAAGAGCUGGAGAGGAAGAUGUCAACAAGGCGAACGCGACAGGAGCUGAUUGAACAGGGUGUGCUCAAAGAGAUUCCAGACAACGGGGGAGAUGCUCCAAAUCUGAAACAAUCUUAUGUGAAGAAUGGCCACACUCUACCAGUUAGGGUUGGUGGAGAAGUUGUCAGCAGUGUCAAGAGUCCAAGCAAACCCCCCACAGAGCCUGACUACAGGAAGAAGCCUUCGUGGCUCAGCCAACCAGAUGAUCGCAAAGGGCACUCUCCCUCAGAUGGUGUCCGCCGCGGAGCUUUGGCCACCAGAGGUACUGGACUUCAGGAGGAUGGAUGGAGACUAGGGGUCAUGGGACCACGAUCCCAUGCAGAGGGGGAAUGGAAAUCCAACCUGGCCUGGCAGGGUCAGAUCCACAGGCAGAUGGAGGAGGGCAGACGUGGGGGCAGGCUGCACCCUGAGGAUGGGCAGAGGAGACCUGGGCUGCAGAAGGCUCCAUCAGAAGACGGCAGGAGGAGUCGACCCACAGAAGGAGACUGGAAGCCGACGCUUCCUCGACAUGCAUCUGCAGAGGAGGGAAGGGCCUGGAGAGAGUCGGACAGCCAUUUUUUGCCUGACCCAGAGGGUGUUCAGGACACUUUGCGAGAACCAUUGCCACCUAAACAGUCAGUCAUACCUCCAAAAUGGCUCAUAAGCUCCACCCCAGAACCAGGAAGUGAGGGUUCAACUCGAACACUGUCCAACCACCCCACCACUCAGUACUCGUCUCUGUCGGCUGUGACUUCCAAACCUGUUCGGUUGGUGUCCUCUGCAGGGACCAGCACUCAGCAGGUUACUUUGACUUCCACCUCUCAGGCAGUCAAGCAGCCCCCAGUGCCUCCACCCAAGCCCAUGAACCGAGGCAAUGCAGGAACGCUGGUCUCUGCCCUGCAGGGGGGAGAAAACGCACAGCUUCCGCUCUACUGGUCCUGCUGGAAGCGAGAGUGUGACUAUGAUGUCUACCUGUCCCUGCCGGUGUACUUGUGCCGGCGGGCCGGAGGCCUGCGCUCAGGUGACUUCACUCAGACUACAGGGGGCGCCAGUCAUGUCGCCAAGCCCUCUCCCCCCAUGCCUCCUAAAAGGACCACCCCGAUCACCAAGCGCGGCAUAGAAGACUCUGCUUUGAGCCCUUCCCCACACUCCCUAGAAGACCACAGCAGCCUAUCUGUGGGGUUCCAGAUGCCCCCUCCUCCCUCCCCUCCUCUGCCAACUCACAUUCCCCCCUCCCCACCCCGCCAGCAAAUACACUCCCACCACCUCCACCAUCAGCACUCCUACCCGCACCCACUGCCCCAACCCAUCCCAAUGCUUUUCGACCUGCCAAGCCCCACCAACGAGUCCCCUCAGCACCCGGCCCCCGUCCCGCUGCACAUCAUGAUCCAGCGUGCACUUUCCAGUCCUGGGCCGGCCCAGCCACACCCAGAUGGGUUGCAGCGGGCCCACGCUCUGCUGUUUGAAACCCCCCCGGAUUACCAGGGAGAGCGUGGCCGUCCUCUGCCCGUCAGCAUCCAACCUCUAAAACUAUCUGAAGAUGAUUACUCUGAGGAGGAAGACGAUGAAGAGGAAGAGGAGUAUGACGGCGAGAUCCCCCAGCCAGAGCUGGAGCCUCGGAGUCGUCUGUGCCUGAUUGGAGAUGCCGGGGUCUGCUUUCUCCCAGGAGAAAAUGGGAGUGAGGGUGAGGAAGUUGAAGAAGAUGAGGAGGAGGAAGAAGGGGAGCAUCACAUGCGAGAAGAUGACAGUGACACAGAUGGUCCUAUGCUUCAUAAAGAUGAGGAUGAGGAGGAUGAGCCUCCACCAAGUGCUCUGGCCAGCAAAGUGAAUAGAAAAGACACUCUGGCUCUAAAGCUGGGCAGCCGUUCAUGUGUGCCUGACAGGGACAGGUUCGUUCAGGACGGGAGCAGUAGGGACGAGCAGCCUCAUGGACAGGGGCUCACCUGGCAGAGCAGGGAGCAGUGGGAGGCCAUCCGCACUCAGAUCGGCACGGCACUCUCGCGGCGACUUAGUCAGAGACCCACCGCUGAGGAGCUGGAGCAAAGAAACAUCCUUCAGCCUAAAAAUCAGGCUGACAGACAGGCGGAAGUCAGAGAAAUCAAGCGGCGGUUGACCAGAAAGCUGAGUCAAAGACCCACGGUUGCAGAACUGCAGGCGAGAAAAAUCUUAAGAUUCCAUGAAUAUGUGGAAGUCACAGAUGCCCAGGACUAUGACCGGAGGGCAGACAAGCCAUGGACCAAGCUGACUCCAGCCGAUAAGGCCGCCAUCCGAAAGGAGCUUAAUGACUAUAAGAGCACUGAAAUGGAGGUUCAUGAAGAAAGCAGAAUCUACACAAGGUUUCAUCGGCCUUAGCAUCAUCUAUCAGACCAUGAAGCACUUGGAGUUUGUGUGAAAAGCAGCUGCUCCGUUGGCACUACUGUUUCCCAUUCCAGAAUGUUCUGUACCAUUCAUCGAAGAAAGCCUGGACUCAGAAGGACAGAGCUUGUUGCUUGCUCAUUAUUACCCUCUUAACUACAUCGCUUUUGCUGAACUGAAAUCUUAGCGGGUGAGGAGGGGAUGCAGUAUUUCUCCCAUGCGAUAGGGGGAGCCACGUGCUAGAGAAGAGGAGGGGUGGUAGAGGACCUAGAGUAAUGCGGCUGACCUCAUUCCGCUGCUGCUGUGCAGUUCCCCUCAGGGACUCAGAUCUAGUUACAUUUAGUGCAACCUCGUUCUGUGUUGCCUUUUCUCUUCUUUACUGUAUAUGGAAACGCCAGCUCCUCUUCAUAUAAAGGCUUACAAUAAAAAUGCUAAUAAUGACAGUCGCCCAGAAUAUACAGUAAGGGAUACAUAAUAUAAACAGUCUGCUGUGUCAUGAGUGGACAUGAGGAUAAAGACUGCUUUAGAACUGGACAUCUCUGGGACUUUGUGUUUUCUAUUGUGAACAGACAGUUAAAAGAACGAAACUUGAAAGUGAUUCAAUGUCAAAAUAUUCUGCACAAAAAUUUCGCAAUGUGAUUCUGAUCACAAGUAGGGACCGCUUUUUUUAAGCUUUGCCUGUGAUUGUUGUUGUUAUUUUAAGGUGGCCAUUAAUGCGUCAAACUAAGCUACCGAGACAGAUGCAGGUCAAGACGUUAUUUGUAUUUCUGUGCCAACAUAACCUUUUCCUGACAGACUAUAGGAGACUAAUUUCUGCAAUCCACUGCAUGAGCCAACACCUAAAUCCAGUGCCAUUGGAUCUAGAUGAUCUUUCUCCAGUUAUACUUUUUAUGAGUUUUUGUAUUUCCCUUUAAAUAUCGCACAUGCAAUGCUUUGUGUAGCCAUUUUGAAUAAAGUUCUGCUAAAAAUGUCUAUACUAGUGUAAGUUGUUGUAGAUCAGGGAUUUAUUAAAAAUCAUAUAUUUGUUUACUCGGUCUACAGGGAGUCAUUUUGGCUGGCCCCUUUGAAUCUGCAGAUGUGUUUUAUCUUGUCUGGCCAGUAGCUUACAGGGUUCUCAAUACUGUGGAAAACUUAUGUUUAAUUGAUGCUUCUGUAUAUCUUGUCUUCCUUUCGUUUGAGAAUAAACUUUAAAAAUAAAAUCAUUAUAGGUUGCUAUUUUUUUAAUUGCAAAAUAUUAGUUUAUGAUCAAAUGCUAAAAGAGUGGGAAGGUGAAAAUGUAUGUUUUCUGUUACAGCUUUUUAUUUUAAAUCGAAUGUGUAAAUGUAUAAACUGAAUGUUUUUUAUCUGUAAAUAGCCACUUCUGGUUCUAAAUUAGAAUUAAUUAAAAAAAAUCUU
Molecule: messenger RNA, 4142 nt
Organism: Oryzias latipes (Japanese medaka)
Lineage: Eukaryota; Metazoa; Chordata; Actinopteri; Beloniformes; Adrianichthyidae
Source: RefSeq, a predicted model, not a curated record